Pieris brassicae (large cabbage white) is the source of this 4221-nucleotide messenger RNA. RefSeq names its product E3 ubiquitin-protein ligase LRSAM1-like. The transcript has a single exon. The record is from RefSeq and is a predicted model, not a curated record. The coding region runs from base 358 to 2454 and encodes 698 amino acids. Gene Ontology annotation, molecular function: protein binding. Lineage: Eukaryota; Metazoa; Arthropoda; Insecta; Lepidoptera; Pieridae.
UGGGGCUUUCUGCAGAGUAGAGCUAUUUAUUACGUGGAGUUGGCCCUGUCUGUCCUUCCCACGAAUACAAUGACACUUUACAGAUUCAUCUCUACUUGAUCUGUGCUUUUGUGAUCCAUCUGUCAGUUCAUUGAUUUACUCUUACUCAGUACUAAUUUCUAUCAACGCUGUAGUGAUAUAUUUUCAUUUCUCUUUGUGAAAAUAAUAUUUGUAAGUUAAUUAAAUAAUUACCGCCAUCCAUUUUAGGAUUAGAAUUUAGGCAACAACUUAGUAACGUCGCUAAUGAACGAUGAAACUAUACAAUGUUAAAUAUUAUAUGACGCAGUUUGUACAUUGUAUCCUCUUUAAUUUACUUUAAUGGGUUGUGCUGCGUCGGGUGUAAACCGAACAAUAAUGAUGUUUAAUAGACACGCUCAUAAUUCGUCGGAAUGUCGUGCAAUACUGGACCGAAAGCUCUAUAUGGCAAAAGAAUCACCGGAACCGGAGUUUGACCUAUCAGGUUGCGAUUUGAGAGAAUUGCCUUCUGGAAUAUUUUCAAUAUGUAAGGUUUUUCGUAAAGAUUACUUAUAUUUACAAAAUAACAAGCUAAAAACAUUAGAAGAAGGUGGUCAAUUAGCAGAUCUUCAGUUGGUCAAAACAUUAAACAUCAGUAAAAAUAAUUUCACACAAAUACCUAAGAAUAUUAGGUUUCUUCUUAGUCUCACAGAACUAUACAUACAAGAAAACCAAAUUACCUACUUGCCAGAUGAAAUAAAAUGUUUGCAAACGCUCAAAAUACUAGAUGUCUCAAGAAACAAUUUAAAAAAAUUAAAUCCAGUUUUGGGGCAACUACAAAGCUUACGUAAACUUAUUAUUAUAGGUAACAAAGACUUGAAUGAAAUCUGUAUAGAACUCUGUCUUGCUUCAAAUUUAUGCUCAAUUGAAUUGGAUUAUGAACAAUUUCACAUACCACCCCCUGAAGUUGCUAUUAGGGGUACUGAAGCAAUAAUGAAAUUUCUUUGUUUUCAAGCAAAUAUUACUUAUACACCACCUGUGCCAGAUAGUGAUAAUAUAUUUCCAGCUUAUGUUGGAAAUCCGUCUGUGGACCUCUUCACUAAACCCAGAAUUACAUGGGAAGAAGCAGAACAAGCUGUUCAGCAAAAGGAAGACCAAAUAUAUAAAGCAAAUCAAGUACAGAGAGAAAAAAUGUUGUCAAAUGUUUUAAAAGAACAACUUAGCUUAGAUAUAGAAAUAUCUAAAAUACAUGAAGGUAGAGAACUAGAAAGGCAGAAAUUAAUAAAUACUAUACAAAAGGAAGAACAAAAUAUUGAAUGUUUAAUUAAUAGCUUCAUAGGAUAUGAUAAACUAAAGCCUGAAAUCAUUCAACAACAACUAGCACAUGAGCAGUUAGAACAUGACCAUUUGUUAGAAAUUACUAGGCAAAACUAUGAUAACAUUAAAAGAAGUGACAUAUUAAAAACAAUGCAACAAGUAUUAGAAGAAAACUGCUCAGUAGGAAAGUAUAUGAAAUAUUAUAAAGAUAAUUUAAAUGAUGUUAAAAAGAACUUGUUAAUUCAAGAGACUAUAGUGGAUGGAAAAUUGGAACAAUUACUAAAUGAAAAAGAUCAUCUUAGAGAAGGUCAAGUUCAACUACUUUUAGAGGAUCAAGAUGUACAGAAAGCCAUGGUAUCUUCAUUAUUGGACCAAGUUGAUGCCAGAAGCUGGAGUUUAAAUCAAGAGAUAUCUUUAGUCUCUUCACAUUUAGCUAAAUUAAGUGUUAUUGAACAGGAAAAGAAAAAAAUUAACAUAGUUGAUAAUUAUAAUCAACUGCUUCAACAGCGAAUACAUUUAGUUACUUUACUGGAUGACCUUUUUAUUCAGAAAAAUAAAAGGAGGAAGCAAUUAAUUGAUACUUUGCAUGAGGCAGAAAAUGAAUGUAAUAAUAAGACAGAUUUUUGGUUGCAGAGCUAUAAAAAGUUGUUAGAUUGUGCACCUCCAUCUCUACUAAGAAUUGGAAAAUCCUUGGAUCCAGUUCUUGUAAAUUAUCUAUUACAAGAGGGUGUCAUACACUGUUUACCAUUUUUGGUUAAUAUUUUGUUUUCUGAUACAUCCUUAUUAAAUAUCACAGCCCAAGACUUAAAACUAUCAGGAGUAUCCUUGAAAAUAGACCAAGAAAAUAUUAUAAAGGCUAUUAAUAAAUAUGUUCUGAGUAAAAAUGGAAAUGAGUUUACGUCUUUGAGUACAAGUGCACCACCAUUACCUUCUGAAGAUUCCCAAAAAGGAGUCUUAAGUCAGGUAGAGAAUAAUAUGUCUCCGGAUGGCGAGUGUGUAAUAUGUAUGGAAUGUAAGUCUCAGGUGGUGUUUGUGCCUUGCGGUCACAUGUGUUGUUGUCAAAGUUGUUCACAGAAAGAUAUCAGCAGUUGUCCAAUGUGUAGAUCAAGUAUAGAAAGAAUUAUAAAAGUAUUGAUAGCAUAGUUUUAAAUCACUAAUUUGGUUGUGAAGUUUAUAACAACAAGACAUGUUAAGGGUUGAUAAUUGCAUAAAGGACCUUAUAUUAUACAACAUACAGUAAGGUUACAUGAUGUCAUAUAGUAGAAUAUACAUUACAGUGAUACUGUUAUGGCUGUGAACAAGAUUUAGUCACUUAGUUUUGAUUUUUGGGCAAGGAGUAUUCAUGUACAAAACUUGCUUUAAAUUCCCAUUCUUUACUAAGUGUAAAAAACCAUUCAAGAUUAUUUUAUAUGUAUUAAUAAUUAGUUUACCAACAGUUCUACCUUCAAAAGGUACCUCUAUAACACAGCACAUUGGACUUGAUCAUAUCCAUUAUUGAUCAUUUGUGUAAACAAACAUGUAAAUGAGAAAUUUCUUGCCUUGUGAUCUAAUCUAGUAAAUUAACUAUAUUGUUACAAUACAGGUAUUGUUUGGUGUGUUUACAGUCUACACAUUUUGCUAUAUUUCUUCUCACUAAAAACAAUCUUUGUCUAUAGAAAUAUUUAUAAGGACCACUUAUAAUAUUGGAAACUGUACCUUAGUAAUAGACUAUUUAUAUUAAAAUAAUUUUAGGUUGAAGCUGGGGAAAUUGCUUAAGAGGAAUAAUAAAUAGAAAAAGUAAUUAUGAAUAAUUUAUUGCUCUUUAUUAUUACAAUGAUGUUGAUUGCAAUGGAAAAAUACUCAAUAUAAUUAUGAUUUAAUUAAUUUUUCAGAUUUCUAUUGAAGAUGUGUGUAAUAUGAGAUAUUUUUUAAUAUAAACCACUGUGAUUUAUUUAUUUGAAUUUUAGGUUUAUUUUGUUGUUUAAAUAAGAAAUUCUUAAACUAACAUUGUUCGCUUUAUUGUAUGAUGGACUAGCAAUAAGCAGGCAAUAUGUAAUAUUAUAAUAUGUAUUUCACACUAUAGGUAACUAAAAUAAUUAUAUUUCAUGACUAACAACUAUCAAAACACCACACUGCCUUUGUGACGUAAUCAAUUAUUGUAUUGUAUUGUUGAUGUUUUGCUUUAUGCACCAUUAAAUACACAAUAAACUGUUAUUACAAAUAAAUAGUACUACUUAUUACUUUAGGAUUUUAAUUUUAAACAGAAAUAAUUAUUAAAUCUCAAAACAUUUGUUUCCUUAUUUGACAUUUAAUGCUUACUCAGUGCUAUUACUAGUAUUUAGUCUGAGCCCCAGAUUUCUGUAUGUUUCGUGAUAAUUGUUCGUAGUAAUUGCUACACCCUCCCUAGCGAGGGGGGUGUUUUUCCCUGUUCGGGGCGUGUGCCCCCUUCAGGUGGUGUGGCGGUACGGGGGCGGGCAUAUAGCCCUUGAUGGGGGCUGCGGCGCGCGGGGAGACGCGGUCUCUACCCGCUGCGCGCAGCCGAUGGGGUCAUAUCUGGGGUGUCAAUCCGGUGGUGAGCGGGCCAAGGAGUAAUCUCGACUUGGCCCUGAUGUCGUGAUCGGUGGUGGUAUCGGGCAGCUUGCGCGGCUCGCGGUCAAGCUCCGCCGGGUGAGACCUCCGGUAGAUUAAUCUUAUGUGACCGACACACGCCGACGAUUAUUUCUUGAUAUGAUCGAUGUUUCUCUUCAUCGUACGAGCGAGAGUUAAAUGCGCAUAUAAACCUUUCCUUUAUAUAACCGGUGUUCGAACCUUCGACCUCAGGGAUGAGAGUCGCACGCUCCAGCCAGGGCUAGGCCGACACUGUUUAUUUUUUAAGAGAAGUUAAAAUCCUCUGAUUCCUGCAUUAUAAAAACUGUUUACCUAAGAAGAUUC